AUGAAUCUCGACCUUGCGUUAAGGCUUCCUUCUCCUGCACCUCUUACGGACAAAAGUUUUACUGAUGAGAAAAAGGAUUUGGAGAGGUGGGAGAAGUCAAGUCUCAUGUGUAUGAUGAUCAUGGAGAUGGCCAUUCCAGAAGCAUUCAGGGGUACUAUGUCUGAGAAGAUAACUACUACCAAAGAGUUCCUUGAGGAUAUUGAGAAGAGAUUUGCUAAGAAUGAAAAGGCUGAAACUAGUACACUUUUAGAAAAUCUUAUCUCAAUGAGAUACAAGGAGAAAUGGAACAUUAGGGAGUACAUAAUGGAGAUGUCUCAUGCUGCAUCAAAGCUGAAAGCACUUAAACUUGAACUCUCUGUGGACUUGCUUGUGCAUUUAGUUAUUAUUAUAUCUCUUCCCACACAAUUCAGUCAAUUCAAAGUGAGCUAUAGUUGCCAAAAUGAGAUUUGGUCUCUUAAUGAGCUUAUCUCAUAUUGUGUGCAAGAAGAGAAAAGGUUAAAGCAAGAGAAGACAGAAAGUGCUCAUUUGACUAGUACUUCUAAGGACAAAGGGAAGAAAAGAAUGAAAAAUAAAGAAGCUGCAGAAGCUCAACCACAAAAGAAACAAUACAAAGAAAAUAAUUAA
Asparagus officinalis (garden asparagus) is the source of this 624-nucleotide messenger RNA. RefSeq lists its product as uncharacterized. The transcript has a single exon. The record is from RefSeq and is a predicted model, not a curated record. The coding region runs from base 1 to 624 and encodes 207 amino acids. NCBI's taxonomy places the organism in Eukaryota, Viridiplantae, Streptophyta, Magnoliopsida, Asparagales, Asparagaceae.